AUGGCGGACCUGGAUGAAGCUGCGAUAAACAACCCGUCAAAUGACGCGGGUCAUAUAGAGGUAGACCUGUCGGAUGAGACGCAGGACUUCCGCAUGCUUAAUAGCCUCUCCUUUCUAGCAGACACGAACGACCUCUCCCUUCCGAAACGAGGAGAAAAAGACUUUGAACCGAACCCGACCCUCUUCCAAGCCGACAUCCUCUCUGCCUCGCGGCAGGCGAUGCACAAUGCGCUUUCGUAUCCUCGUCUGCACAAUCCGAAAAACAAAGUCAUUGGAGUCUACGCGCCGAACGGGCCUGCGCCGCCUCCGGAACCCAAACUAGAUACAAUCGCUGAAGACGCGCAAACCAAGAAACCCCUCCCCACCUCGAUUGGGGUAUCCUCAGAUACCUGUGUUUACGUCACAAAUCUCAAAGGAGGACAAUUCAAAACGAUCGGGCAGGCCGACCGUUGGAAUCGAGUGUGGUUACUUCCCGAAGAGGCGCUGUAUUUGCUUGAGCGCGGAAGCUUAGAUAUCAGAUGGCCUCGCGGCGCUGUAGGAGACGGAGAUGAGGAUGAUAUUGAAGACUCUGGAAUUCCGAUGAGCCUGCAGGCGGCAUAUGCAUCUUUCCUUGGGCAUUCUGGGCUCACCAUGGAAAAAUUCUCCGUUUACACGGGACUCAGACGCUUGGGUUACUCGGUCUUUCGAGCACCUGGAUGGAGUCAAAGUGAUACAGCCGGCUCAGCCGGCCCGUCCGAGGCUGGCCAUUUAGUCAAGCGACAGGGACCGGGCCUCGUCAGCAUCUUUACUCGAUUCCUCCGAUGGCUUCAAGACUCCCCGUCAACGACGGCAUUGGGGCCGGUCAUUGGCUUCGGAUUUCACCGCGGCUAUAGUCACCUCUUUCGGAAGCUGGCCCUGAUCCCAUAUUAUGAUCCCGUUACUGCCUCUUCAUCCCGCGCAGACCUACCGUACGCCAUUGCCCUUCACAUCUAUAAACCAUCUACACAUAUUCGCAAGUCCGCUCUGCCAGAUCCCGACUUUCGGAUAGCAGUCGUCAACGCACGAACCGAUACCGAUAUGCCCACCUUGUCCCAAAUCGGUUGUCUGCUUGAGAGUACUCCAUUGGACCCGCCUGUUGGCAACAAGCCACUCUACGUUCGAUUAAAGAAUGGAUAUCGAAAUGUCAUUCUCGCUGUCGUCGAUCAGGGUGUCGUGAGUUAUCUCAGAAUUGCAGAUGCAGCCUUUGGAAAGGAAAAGAUUUACGAAGCGCAAGCACCACGCGGUAACAAGCUUCGCGGGCCGCCGCGAAACAAGUUCAAGAAACGUUGA
Molecule: messenger RNA, 1308 nt
Organism: Aspergillus calidoustus
Lineage: Eukaryota; Fungi; Ascomycota; Eurotiomycetes; Eurotiales; Aspergillaceae
Source: the annotation of a GenBank genome assembly